CUACAAUUAUUCUUUUAAAGAAUAUAUUAGUUACUAUGAAAUAAAAAGAAAAGAAAGAGAAAUGUUAACUGAAAAGCAAAUACUGCAGGAUUUUGAAAAUAUUGAGCGGGAACUCACUGUUGAUUUAGAGAUUGAAAGAGCUGAGAAAGUAUCUUCUGAAGCUGAGACUGAAGAAGACACAGUAAAAUCAAGUUCUAAAACUGAGGUAUUUAUGAAUAGAGUGUAUGAGAUAAGAAUUCAACAAGUCGAAGAGGAAAUUAUAUCAAAACGAAAUAAAAUUCUUGACGUUAUUAAUAAACGAAAAAUGAUCAUGGAAGAUCUUGUAAAAUCCAAGAAGAAGGAAAUAGAAGCAAAUGUUAAUCUUAAAGGGGAAGAAAUGCGAUAUUCACUGACUGUGUUCAAAGACAAGGAAUCUCAGAUAUUUUGUUCAUUAAAAAAUUUAUAUCAUGAUAUCAUUGAGCUGAAAAAAGGGAAAGAAGAAGUUUCUGUCAGCCCUAAAGAUGUUGAAAAUUAUCUGGCAAAGGAAUUUCUGAAAGCAAAAAUUACUGUAAAGCUGGAAAAUCUCUUUGAUGUUGCCAUCAGCCUGAAAGAAGAAGAAAUAGAAAUACUACAAUGGGCGAAGUUGAAACAAAUGGAAAAGAAUGUGUCUUUAAUGAAGAAGAAAAUUGAAAAAGUGAUCCUAGAUUCAAAGAAAAGGCUCGAGAAGGAGCUUCAAAUUUAUAGGAAACAAGAAACAAUCCGUGCUAUGGAAUAUGCCAGUUUGAAAAAGUCUUCUGCAACGCAAGUUACUUUAAAGGAGUAUAACAUACCUUAUGAAGAGAUAUUUCCUGACGUUAAACUAUUUACAGACUUCUUGAAUACAUUUGCACUUCCGUUCAUAGUUAAGACAAAGCAAACCACCUUUUUGAGUGAAAAUUUAACGUAUUUGACUGGAACAAUGAUGGAAAAGUUAGAAGGUCACAUUCCUCUAGCUGUGCCACAGUCAUUUGCUUUGCAAGGAGUUGUUGGUCAUCUUCUAAAAUUAUACGAAGGAGAAAUUCAGACACUAACAAAGGUUUUUGGUUAUAUCGAAAAAGAGUUCAAUGCUGCUGCUGAAUACGGAUUUUCUUUAACAUUCAAUAACGAAUUCCAAACUUCGAAAGACAAAAAGGAAAUAGCAUUUGAUAUUUCUGCUGUAUUACAGAGUAAUACCAGCUUACUUAUGUUAGGAUCAUAUCUAAACUCCAACUGUGAUAUUGCUUUCAAUUUAGGUUGUAAUUUCGGAGCAGUAUAUUUUGAGGAAACUGAGAAAAUUUCCAAAUGGACACCACUUUUCUCAGAUCUACACGAAAUGGCAAUCGAUGUCGGCUUACAAGACUUGUCUUUUGACGAAAACUUAGAUUCGUUGGCAACAGAGUUUGAUCGGAUGGUUUCCACAUCGUCUAAUUGCUCUCUCUUUGAAACUUUAAUCGGUGAUUUUGGAUUGCUUGAACAAAUAAGAGUCACCAUUUUAGAACUACAUCAUCUGAAAUUAGUGUGCAAACAAUGUAACUUGCAGAAUUUGUCGGAAGAAGUGAGUCUUCCCUUUGAAACGAUUCAACGUUUUCUGAGCUCCAAUGACAUAAAUACUAAACUGGAAUCUAUACCUGUUGAGUCUGGUCAUCCAAAAUAUGAUGAUGCACUGACAAUCUCUAUUGUUAUUGAUACAAUUCUCACUCGUGGAGCAUUGUUAACUUCGAUUUUUUUGAGCUCCCUUUUGGAAAAAAUUAAUAAGAAGUGUGUGGUUGUGCUUAUUCACAGUUUUUUCAUCAAAGAAUGUUUGGAAUAUAGAGAGAAGAUAGAAAAAUCCCUAGCAACUCUCUCGCCAGAAAAAGAAGUAGAAUUUAUUUUUUGUGACAGUACAAAUUGUGACAUGGGGGCAGCAUUAGCCGCUGCCGUAGAAAAUCAUCAACAAAGGAAUUGUCGAAAACACUAUCUUCGAGAGCUUCAGAGGCGUGUUUCUAUAAAAAAUACGUUAUUUUCUGUUAAAAGUUUCUUACAAUUAUUGAACGAACCAGAAUUAACUAUAGAAGCUUUAGAGUUAGCCCAUUUAUAUUAUCAAGAAGUCAACUUUGUCAUUCCUUUGUCUGUUGUAUGGGCUUAUUAUUUUAUAAACGAAAACUAUUCAGAAGCUGAUGAAAUUUUCAAAACUGUACCUAUUUCAUUCAAGAAAGUGAAUUUUAUAAUAUGCGAAAAAAUUUGCACUUCUGAAAACUUUGAAAUGUGCAAAAAGUAUUUACAGAUUUUGGAAGAGAAAUGUUCGGAUCGUAGAACAAUUAUAAAAGCUUAUCGCUUAAUCUUCGACUUGCUGGUUUAUAGGAAUAAAUAUGAAGAAAGCAUAAACAUGAUAGAAGACUUAAUGAAAAUGAAUAUCCCAUUGAGCAAACUGAAAUUGCCUACCCUUAAUAUAUUGCAUGCCUACUGUAAAAGAAUGGUAGCAGAAAAGACUGUCAUUCAAUUUCCUCUUCCUCUCAAAAUUUCUGGAAUUGGGAGUGCUUGAUAAAUAUGCACUGUUACUGCGAAUGAAAGUUUUUACUAUUUAUAUUUAAUAUUAUAGAACUUUUGUCUGUCUAGAACUACUUAUAAAUUAAAAUAAAUCACCUGACAUUAUUUAAAGUCAAUUUUUGAAGAAAUGAUUGGUGUCAUUUGAUAUAAAAUCGUUUUCCUCUUAACCUCUUCUGAUUUUCUUUUUGUCCUGAGUUUUGUGAUUUAAAAAAGAAGAAAAUGUAUUGUUUGCAAUGGUUAAUUCCCGUUCUUCUAAUUCCAAAACCUGUGAAUCCAGCUUUAUUGCAAAAUCACAUGAUGUUUAUGGUCUUGUAUUUGACUGGGUUUUUUCUGGAACGAAAACCGUGCACUAUUUGCAGUUUAGUCUUCCUCAUUGCAGUAUUUCUUAUUUGCUACAGUGGAAUGGGUAGCUGUAUGUUUUCAACAUUUACAAACUGCAAUUCUGUGGCCUGCGAUAUUUCUGCGUAGUGGAUGGCAAGAGGAAAUGUACUGUUAAAGGAUGCCAAAAUAGCCAUUUUAUUCGUGGCUAUCGUUUUCCAUCUACUACAAAGCUCUAAUUACCUUAUGUUUUCUCUAUAAUGUAUUGUGAAAUAUGAAGAAGAGAGAUUUAA
Messenger RNA from Parasteatoda tepidariorum (common house spider), 3134 nucleotides. RefSeq lists its product as uncharacterized. NCBI's taxonomy places the organism in Eukaryota, Metazoa, Arthropoda, Arachnida, Araneae, Theridiidae. Gene Ontology annotation, molecular function: ATP binding; fructokinase activity; D-glucose binding. The record is from RefSeq and is a predicted model, not a curated record. Gene Ontology annotation, biological process: carbohydrate phosphorylation; intracellular glucose homeostasis; glycolytic process. Gene Ontology annotation, cellular component: mitochondrion; cytosol.